AUGGCUCUACGUACGGCCUUCUUCGCCCUGGCAUUCGCUGCCUUGUGCGCUUUUGUGUAUGAGCGCGCGAACGUCGUCAAGACAUUCUACGUCAAUCACCCCAACCGGAUGGCCCGGAUCAAUGCGACCGGAAGCUAUGAUAUUAAAUUCCAGGAUCGCAUCAGAAACUGCGAGGAUGCCUUCCUCCUCGAGGACAAAGGGCUCGCCAUCUUGGCCUGCGACGCUGGACGCGACAAUUGGAACACGGUGAUGGGUGUCUUCCAUUCACCUUCAAUCGCCCAAGGUGAACUUUUUGUGUACAAUUACGCGACCAGCGGUCUUCUCGACGCCGACCGGCUAAAGAAGAUUGAGCUCGUCGGCUUCCCUGCCAAUCUCGACUUUCACACCGUGGGCUUUGGCUUCGACAAGGAGUCUUCCAACCUUUUUGUCACCAAUCAUGCCCGGACAGGCUCUCAAAUCGAGCAGUUCAAGCUCGACAUCGAACGCCUCGUGGCUACUCACGUUCGGUCGAUCAAGCACCCAGACCUGAUUGGACCGAAUGCGAUCCUCGCUCUCAAUGCCGAGGAGCUUCUCGUAAGCAACGAUCAUUACUUUCUUGUAAGAUACUUCAGGCCGUUGGCCAAGAUCGAAACAUAUCUCGGUCUCCCUACAGGGCCCGUUGUCUACGUCAAUCUGCAAGACGGCCAAGUGAAGACCAAAGUGGUGGCCCGCGUGCCGUUUCCCAACGGCAUACAUCUCCUCAAUGAUACUACGUUGGCAGUGGUGUCAUCAAGCAGGGCGACUAUAUUAUUUUAUACUGUGCAUGAUUACCAGAACCUCGAGUACCGUUCGAAGGUCGACCUCCCGUACUUCCCUGAUAAUUUGGCUGCGUCUGGCGACAAACUUUUAAUCGCUGGGCAUGCGCAUCUACCAACCGUGGCCAAGUUUACCGAGAGCCGUCACAUCUGCAACUUCCCGGAGAAGCUGGCAGAAGCACCAUCAGAGGUUCAAGAAUAUUGUCGGAACGCGUCCGCCACUUCUUGGGUAUCCGAGUGGAGCGAGGCUGAGGGCGUGAAACACAUUUACGCUGGAACCGACUACCCUACUAGCUCGACAUUCCUGAGGGACUCGCAGCGGAACGUAGGGAUCAUCGUGGGCUUGUAUGCCAAAGGUAUCAUGGUCUUCAAAGAGUAA
Molecule: messenger RNA, 1173 nt
Organism: Clonostachys rhizophaga
Lineage: Eukaryota; Fungi; Ascomycota; Sordariomycetes; Hypocreales; Bionectriaceae
Source: the annotation of a GenBank genome assembly